AUGGAUAGCAGUCAGAGCAAGGGUUCAGAUAUAGCUCGAAUGAUUUGGAUUGUUGGAGCCCCGGUUAUUUUCGCCGUUGGAACUUUUGGUAACAUCAUGACAAUGAUUGUACUAUCACGCAAACGAAACAAGCCGUCGUCAACUUCUGUUUUCCUGUCAGCUAAAGCACUCUUUGACAUAGUUGUGAUGGUCAUAAUGUUGCCUCGAUGGUGGAUAAUCUAUCUCACUGGUAUAGAUAUCCGUCAUAUUAAUAACUUUGUGUGCAAAUUUCAAUUCUUCGUCAACUACUUCAGUGGAAGUAUCGGCAGCUUCCUGCUGGCAGCUGUUACAAUUGAGCGCGCCAUAUGUACCGCUAAACCUUACCUUGUAAAGAAUAUAUGUACUGUAAACAUUGCGGUAAUCAUUUCAAUUGCUCUUGCGCUCACAGCGUGUGUAAUUCAUGGACAUAUGUUUUUUGGUAUGAAGUUGUACGAAGUAACAUACAAGGAGACAUCUGAAACUAUUUCGUUUCCCUUGGAUUCAAAUGAAAAAUCGACCAAUACAUGUGAAUUUAUUCUAGACCAGUAUUUUGAUACCAAAAUCGAUCCUGCCGGUGAAUUUAGGUUCAAAGAUUAUGCAAGCGCUUUAAAUUCUACCACUGAAGAAUGUAUAGACGAUUUGUUUGUCAAGAUUGAAACAAAUGAAAAGUUAACUGCCACGAAAACAAUCAAAGUAUGCUGGUAUGACGAUCCAGGAUAUGGACAAUAUUUUUCGGGAAUGCAUCAAAUUCUUUUAGCUAUCAUCUUCACGACCAUACUGACAAUCUUCUUUGUUGGUGGUUUGAUUAUAAUAAAAGGUCUACAAAAAAGCAGAAAGCUGCGGAAGAGUAUGACGAACACAAACAGACAAACAUCUGGCAAUAAACCAGCAUUUGAUGACCAAGCUAGACAAAUAACUGUGUCAAUACUUUUUGUUAACGCACUAUUUGUUCUUAUGGGAAUACCUGCGCUUAUUUACCUGAAUGGAAUAUCGGCCUGGAUUGACGAGGACACUGGCAUGACUGAGAUACAGGAAAUAAUGUGGGCGGUUGUAAAUAUGUUGGCCUACGCCAAACACGCAAUUAAUUUCAUCUUGUAUUUCCUCAGUGGACAACGAUUUCGUAGUCAAGUGAAGGAAACAUUCGGAUGCUUCAAAAAUCCGAGUGCCGAACGUAGUAAAAGCAUGCCUGUUAAUCGGCUUGUUUCCGUCGCCAGCAGUUAUGAUCUAAGUUUGAAAAAAAAGCCUUUAACUGAAUGA
Ruditapes philippinarum (Manila clam) is the source of this 1275-nucleotide messenger RNA. RefSeq lists its product as uncharacterized. The transcript has a single exon. Gene Ontology annotation, molecular function: G protein-coupled peptide receptor activity. Lineage: Eukaryota; Metazoa; Mollusca; Bivalvia; Venerida; Veneridae. Gene Ontology annotation, biological process: G protein-coupled receptor signaling pathway. Bases 1 to 1275 code for a protein of 424 amino acids. Gene Ontology annotation, cellular component: plasma membrane. The record is from RefSeq and is a predicted model, not a curated record.